UUACAAACUGUUCGUUACUAAACCUCAAGUUACUGGUUAUCUGUCAGCAAUCGUACAUUACAUCAUUUCUUAUUCAACUAACUGUUCUGCUUAACAGCGAGCCAUACUAAGUAGUCUCAAAGGAAUUCGCAGUGAAUCUUUGAUCAUGCCACAAAUUUUGGUCAGUGGUGUUGAAAUCGACUUUCCAUAUAAACCCUAUGACUGCCAGUUAGAAUAUAUGACAAAAGUCUUACUAUCAUUAAAUGAGGGUAAACAUGCCAUUUUAGAGUCCCCAACUGGGACUGGUAAAACUUUAUGUCUUCUAUGUGCGUCACUUGCAUGGCUUGAUAAACAACUGGUUAGCCCAACAGAACUUGCACCAGAUGGCAAACCUGUGAAUACAAUGGGAAAAUGGCUAACGGGUAACAGUGACAACGGCGAUGAUAAGAGCAAUUCCAUACAUCAGAAUCUUCUGGAAAAUUUGGAGAAAAUGAACAGUGUGUAUAAGAUUAUAUUUGCGUCAAGAACCCACUCACAAUUAGCACAAGCUAUUAAUGCAUUGAAGACAACAGUUUAUUCUAAGCGUAACGUCAGUGUAGUUGGCUCAAGAGAUCAGUUAUGUCUUCUUCCUGAUGUAGCGCAAUUGGAAUCGAAUUCAGCUAAAAUUUAUGCUUGUCGUAUGAGAGUUCAAACAAGAACGUGUGAAUAUUACCGGAAUUUCGACUCUAAACGAGAUGACAUCUUAGCUAAUUUAAAAUCGGAAGGUAUUGUUGAUAUUGAAGAUUUGGCCAGUUUCGGUCAGAAAACAAGGUGUUGUCCAUAUUUUAUAUCACGAGAACUGAAAACCGAUUCGAAUUUGGUGUUCAUGCCUUAUAAUUAUUUACUAGAUCCAAGAAUUCGAACUUUGUAUAAUAUCAAUCUUGAGAAUACAGCGGUUAUUUUUGAUGAAGCUCACAACAUUGAACAAGUUUGUGAGGAUGCUUCUUCAGUCACAUUAACUUCUGCUUUACUAGCCUCAGCUAUUGAACAUGUUCGAUGUGUUUGUGAAGUUGUUUUUAAUCAUACUAUGGAAAGUGAAGAAGCAGAAUUAACCGAUGAGACGGGUUACAAUACACAGAAACAAUCAACAUCUAAUGCUGUUGUCAGAAAAGGAUUAUUUGAUAUGACGCAACCUAAAGAGACUGCAAUUGAAGCCUUAAAUAUUGAGAAAAUGAUUACAUUGAAAGGACAACUAAUAGAACUAGAAAGAUUAAUCGAUGAAUUGAAUGUCCCACCUGAGGGACUGACUAAAGAUGGCAGUUUUAUUUUCGAUCUACUUGGUCGAGCAGGAAUUAAUCACUGGACAAAUAAUACAAUACAAGCUGUGAUCGAUGAAAUUAUUUCAUACACUAAUUCUACACAAAAUGUAAAAGUUCGAAAAACCAAAGGAUUACAUGAAGUUGGUGAAUUCCUUAAAACUGUUUUUGGUUACCUCCCGGGUGAAGCAAAUGUAUCCUUCAAUUUUAAAACGCAAUUCAAAUUACAACAUGAUGAAUCAAUUAACUGUUAUCGUUUACAUAUUAAAGAUGAUAUUCUACCAUCAAUUAAAAGCAAAUUUACAACAAAUAAUAUUUGGGAUACUCGAGAUGCUGGUAAACAGUCUGCCACGAACACUGGUGCAACAAAUCGUACUAUUAGUUACUGGUGUUUCAGUCCUGGACGGGCAAUACAAGAAUUGAUUCGGCAAAAAGUACGCUGUAUCAUAUUAACUAGUGGUACUCUUUAUCCAAUUGAACCGCUGGAAGCUGAGCUAAAUAUGAAAUUCCCCAUAACCCUACAAAAUCCACAUGUCAUCAAUUCAGAUCAACUGCAUUUAUCAGUGAUACCACGUGGGCCAGAUGGAGAAAAAUUGAAUGCAACCUAUUCUGUACGAGAGACGUCGGCUUAUCGUAAUUCCUUAGGUCUCUUGUUAGUUCAAUUGGCUCAAUCUGUUCCUGCUGGUCUACUAAUAUUUUUCCCAUCCUAUGCAUUUAUGUCACAGUGUAUAGAAUAUUGGAAGAAUGGUGAUAUUUUCGAAAGGUUGUUACGAAUUAAACAAAUUUUCAUUGAACCUCGUGAAAAGAAUCAAUUUAAUCAGGUAUUCAAUGACUAUCGAGUCUCUGCAUGCAGUACAAAUUCGAAUGGAGCAAUUCUUUUUGCUGUAAUGCGUGGUCGUGUCAGUGAAGGCUUAGACUUAGCUGAUGAUGCUGGCCGAGGUGUUGCUAUACUCGGUUUACCGUAUGCACCAUUCCAUGAUCCCAGGGUACGCUUAAAAAUGGCUUAUUUAGAUGAACAAUGCGUCAAAUUGAAAUCCAAUGCAAAACAGGACAAAGAACAGAAAAAUUUAUUAGAUAAAUAUCCUACUGGUCGACAAUGGUAUAAUUUACAAGCAUGGCGAGCAAUUAACCAGGCUGUUGGCAGAGUUAUUCGUCAUUACAAGGAUUAUGGCAUAAUUUACCUGUGUGAUGAACGUUUUGCUUCCAAUAGCGCACAAACAAAUUUGUCCAGUUGGAUGCGAUCGAAACGGAAUGUUUAUGACAGUGUAGAAUCAGCUGUGAAGGAUACUUGUGAAUUUUUCCGUAAUAUGCGAAUGAAAUAUCCAUCAAGUGAUCAACCUGCAUCAUCUACCUCAUCUAGUGUAACCAACCUGUUAACUGACAAAUGUACCAGUAAUUCUCAAAGAAAGCGGCCGUUGUCUACGCCUAAUUGGUCAGGAAUUUUAUCGAAUCUACCUUCAGCUUCUGAGCUGAAUAUAUUUAGCCCAAAAUUAAAUGAUUCACUGUCACUUGUAACAACUUAUAACUCUCAACUAAAUCCUUAUCAGUCUACAAGCAUGACGAAACAAGAUGAGCAUAAUGUUGAUAGUCAGAAAGAGAGUUCUUCUUCAAUUUUUGAUAUGGUGUACAGUCAGUCAGAGAAUAUUAAUCAGAAAACAUCAUUAACUGAUUCAAAUGCAUACUGUGAUGAUAGUUUGGAACAGAAGUUACUCCAGCGUAAACCAUGUAAACGUAUAAGACUUUUGGAACAGAAAACUAAUUCUAUCAAUGUUUCAGAGAAUGGUUCUGCUUCGUCGUCGUCGUCUUCUUCUUCUCUCACUUCAAAUGCUACUGACACAUUGGACAGUUCAUCAUCUUUGAAAUAUUUAACUCUAUUGAAGUCUGUCCUUAGGUCAUCAAAUCGACUUAACGAAUCGGAAUAUGCUAACCGAUUAAGUGAUUUUAAACAAUACAUGAAAGAGUAUAAACAUGCAAUAAUAUCCAAUGAAAACUCAUUAGAGAAUGAUCAAGUCGUAGAAACGUUAUUUACACAGUUGUCGAGAUUAUUUAUUCCUUUGGAAACACCUGGACUUUUACAAGAUGCCAUCUGUUUCCUCCUACCGCAACAUCGUAAACGUUAUGCUGAAUUAUGUCACAAUUUAACUGGUUUGCCUAUUGUUCGACGAGACUUGAAGAAUGUGUCGGACAACUCAGCGGUCAAUUUAAAACAAUCACCGAAACCUACAGAAAAAUCACUUGAACAAUUAAUGAAAUGCUGUAAAUGCUCAGUUAAUCCAGCACAAGUUCCAUUGAUCUCAUGUUGUAAACAUAUAGCUUGUUUCAAGUGUUGGCGACAUAUAAUUGAAGAAGGUGAUCGUCAGUGUCCUGUGUGUCGAAAAUUACUUAGACGACGUGAUUUAUCCCGUUUAACGCAAAAAGCUGAUACAGAUUAAGUAGUGGUAUUUUUGUUUAUUUAAUCAACGCUACUUAAUUUUCUAGAUGCUUUGAAACUACCUCUAGAUAAAAUUUCAUAUUCUUUUAUACAAACAACAAUGAAGAUUCUAUUUUCUUAUUUGAUGUAUUUUUUGUACUGUAAAACAUGGAAAGCAUUUUUGUAUUAUUUUAUGUCAGUUG
Messenger RNA from Trichobilharzia szidati, 3887 nucleotides. The record is from the annotation of a GenBank genome assembly. Lineage: Eukaryota; Metazoa; Platyhelminthes; Trematoda; Strigeidida; Schistosomatidae.